Messenger RNA from Parnassius mnemosyne (clouded apollo), 3408 nucleotides. The record is from the annotation of a GenBank genome assembly. NCBI's taxonomy places the organism in Eukaryota, Metazoa, Arthropoda, Insecta, Lepidoptera, Papilionidae.
AAUGGCUUAAGUUAUGUCAGUACCGUUGUGUAAUAGCAGCGUCGGAGAAUCCACUAACUAAUAUUAUCACGCGCGUGUCGUAAGAGGCGACAGAGGAAAACUGAAACAGGGGAUAGACAGCAGUCUUAAUAAUUAUUAUUAUAAAUGUAACUGUAGUAUACACCAUAAAUAAAAAAAUAAAAAUAAAAAGGAUUUAUUAUGCUUAUUAACAAGUUGUACAAUGGCGGCCUUAUCGCUAAAAGCGAUCUCUUCCAGACUACCUUUGGAUGGGUAGAAACUUAAAACUCAAGCAGACGGUGGUGUACCUACCUAAAUAAAUAAAAAACAAUGAGGUACAAAUAUAGACGGCUCCGUGACGCAGUGGCUUAGCAAUGAGCUGCUGCGCUGGGAGCCGCGGGUUGGAAUCCCGCACGGAAUAAGUAUUUGUAUGGCCUGCAAAUAAUUCUUCCGGGUUUGGAUGUUUGUCCUUGUGCAAUUCGUGUUUGUAAAUUGCGUCCACGAUACAGGAGAAAAUCCUAGUGUGGGGGUAAAGUUUUUUAAAAUAUAAAAAAAAUCACACAUACACACACACACACACACACACACACCUUACAUACAAUAUCAUAUUUUAUAAUAUUUUAAUAUACCCGUACACGAUGCACUUACAUUAUAAAUAAUAAUACAUGUUCGUGAUAAUAAAUUAAAAUAAUAAAUAUUUUUUCUCAAUUUCUUGCUUGAGUCUCAUUAGUUGUUGGUAGUAGAGAUCCGAGUUUGACGGUUUUGUCCGGCGGUGAAAGCUUAAAUAAAUAAAAACCGGUCAAGUGCGAGUCGGACUCGCGCACCGAGGGUCCCGAACAAAUCCGUAGUUAUAAAAGUUUAAAAUUAUUAAAAAUAUUUUUAUUAUAUGAUGUAACUAAAAAUUUAUGCUUUUUGCACUUUUUCCUUUAUAUGUGCUAUAAUACGUUGCUUCGUACCAAAUUUUAAGAUUCUGAGUUCACGGUAAGUACCCUGUAGGUUUUGAUUCCCUUGCGAAUUUUUUUUCGUGGCUUGAGUCGUAUUUUUCACUUUUUUGUAAUAAAACUUCCAAAUGUAUCGUAUUUCUUCGUUAUAGAGGCUACACACGAUCACUUUUAACUGUCAGUUUUGACAAACCAAUUUUAACUGACAGUGAAAACUGAGUGUGUGUGCGAUGAAAACUGUCAGUUUUUUUUAUUAUCAGUUAAAACUGAUGACAUAUUGUUGAUACAUAUUUUUUAACUGAAAUGACGGAACUGUGCUGGCGGUGUUUCUUCAGUCGUGUUGCGAUCACGAAAAAGAAACUGGUCUGUACAUGUUUGUCCUCUUCGCAUACGCAGAAAAAUGACGCAAACACUGUGGUUGGCCAAGUUUAUAGAAUCAUAUAGAAAUGAACCUUGCUUAUGGCAGAAUAAAAGUAAGGAGUACCAUGACCGAGAAAGGAAAUCAGCAGCUUACAAGGUAUUAUUAGAAAAAAUUAAAGAAAUUGACUCUACGGCAACUAUAGAUACAGUGAAAAGCGAAAUUAACACACUGCGUUGCACGUUCAAAAGAGAAGUUUUGAAAGUCAAAUCGUCACAAAGAUCAGGAUCUGGUAAGGAUGAUAUUUAUAAACCAAAGUUAUGGUAUUACGAUUUGCUACAAUUUCUCACCGACAAAGAAGUACCACGAUCCUCAAGAUCAAAUAUUUCCACGGAUGACGAAGAAACGAAUGACAAUGAAGACCUAGACUCUAGACCAGGUUCAUUUCUGGCUUCAAACCAAUCUGAAUCUGACACAGGAAAUUCAGCAUCAUCGUCGGCACCACCUCACCAUCCAAGACCGACAAAAAGGAAUCUCAAUCAAACUUUAACCAAUGACGUUUUAUUAACUGUACAGGAUCAUUUUAAACGUCCCGUACAGCGAGAUGAUCGUUUCGAUAUUUUUGGGAAAAACGUGGCAAUGAAGUUGCGUGAUCUUCCUAAAGAACAGCGCAUUUUAGCCGAAGGUAUUAUAAACAAAGCUCUAUUCUUAGCUGAACUGGAUAAAUUGACCACAAAAUAUCGGAUCGAGCACCAAUACAAAUAGAUUCAAACACUGCAGAAUCACAGAGCAUACUUCAGCCAUACCUUUUAGAUAACAAUACAGGAGCAGUACAAAUUUCAAUCCCUGAAAUGUCUAUACCUUUACAAGAAGUAAACACUGCGGCUUCAUUAUCUCAGUACAUGCAAAAUGAAUCGUAGGCCUCUAAACCGUAAUUUUUUAGUCAUCUCUUGAUAAUUUUCUUAAUAACAAAUAAUAAAAGCAAUUGUUAAAUGUUCUAAGUUUUCUUACCUUUAAAAAAUCUGGGCAAAGUACUUUGAAUAAAGCCUGUGUCUAAAAAAUGUGUCUGGUAUUAUGCUGCUGAGGGCUUGAGGUGAAAUAAUUGUGAAAAACUUUAAAUCUUCAUAUCUCCGUCCUGUUGCUAGAAAUCGUAACGUUGCUGUUAAUCUCUCAUGUGGCGAAAUAGCAUUUCUCAUUACUGUAUCCUUUCGUCUAAUCAGUGGAGACACUAGAGAGAGUAGAUUGAGGUAUAUUUCUUCACUCAUUCUGAGAUAGUUGUGCCAAUCCUUCGAAACAAAUUUUAAUUCGGUUAAUAAAUUAACAUGGGAAUAAAUUUUCCUUUUUUAAAACCACUCUUUACACCACUCUUUGCGUAUAUAUUUGUAUUUUUAUUUAUUAAAAUUAAUAAUAAACCAAGCACGGCUAAAGCAUCGUCGUCGGCUGAUGACAUCUUGAGAUGGUAAUGUUGUUUGUAGUCAAAGAGAACAGUUAAAAGUGAACGUGUGUGGGUACAAAGGACGUCAGUUUUCACUGUCAGUUACAAUUGUUUGUCAAAACUGACAGUUAAAAGUGUUCUUGUGUAGCCCCUAUUACACUCACUCAUUUUGGCGGAGAAAAGAGCAAUAGGAAAAUGGCGGGAAAGUGUUUUUUUUUUAUUUUUGUUUUUUUAAUGUCCUAUGUGCAUUGAUAUUAAAACCAGCUAGAUACAAACAGUACAACCCAAGAGAUUUUUCUUCAAUUUUAUACAAACAAUAUAUAUAUUAUAUACGAAGAAACUUUUUCCCCGACCUAUUAUUAGACAUAUAUGUAUAAUAUGUAAUAGUGGUAGUUGAGGGGAAUGAAUUACCUACAAUAUGUACAUGUUAAGUAAAGUAACAGCCUAUUUAUUUUUAUUAUAUUUUUUUUUUGGUUGUUAUUAGGAACUUUGACACUGAUGCCCAUUUCUUGAUUUGUUCUCAGCUGUCGGCUCUUACAACACCUAAGAGUAGUGAUAUUCGUUAACGGCACUACACGGUACGAUACGAGUGAUGAAUUUUCAUGUGCCAAACGACUUAGUUCAAGGUUAACAAUUUAAAUUUAUUACAUAAUUUAAUAAACGCAUUUUGUAUUGUU